AUGAAAAUUACAAUUAGAUCCUUAUUAGGCCAUUCAUUUGAAUUGGAAGUAAAUCCAUCAGAUACUACUGAAGAUAUCAAAAGAAAAAUUGAAAAGCAUACAGAUACUCCAUUUGAUCAACAACGUUUACUAUUAUCAAAUAAAAAAAGAAUGGAAGAAGGUUCAACAAUUGAAGAUAGUGGAAUUAUUGAUGGUGACCACUUAGUUUUAUUCAUUAGACUACCUAAUCGUCGUUCUCUAACUAUUGAUCAUAGAUCAGAUUCAUAUACUGAGUUCAUAACAGCAAUUGAAAAAGAAUCUAAAUGUCAAACAACAAUAAUUUCAACCACCACCACAACUACAGAAAAUGAAAUCAAUAAUAAUAAUAACAAUAAUAAUAAUAAUAAUAAUAAUAAUAAUAAUAAUAAUAAUAAUAAUAAUAAUAAUAAUAAUAAUAAUAAUAAUAAUAAUAAUAAAAAUGAAUUAAGUAAUAGUAAUAGUAAUAGUCAUCAUGUAAAAAAGAAAAGAAAAAAUAUAAAAAAAGAACAUAAAUCAAAAGACUGUACAAUUCAAUAA
This is a messenger RNA of Dictyostelium discoideum AX4, 555 nucleotides long. RefSeq lists its product as hypothetical. The record is from RefSeq and is a predicted model, not a curated record. The transcript has 2 exons. NCBI's taxonomy places the organism in Eukaryota, Evosea, Eumycetozoa, Dictyosteliales, Dictyosteliaceae. Bases 1 to 555 code for a protein of 184 amino acids.